Megalops cyprinoides (Indo-Pacific tarpon) is the source of this 8312-nucleotide messenger RNA. RefSeq names its product bromodomain adjacent to zinc finger domain, 1B (gene baz1b). Bases 669 to 5585 code for a protein of 1638 amino acids. The transcript has 20 exons. Lineage: Eukaryota; Metazoa; Chordata; Actinopteri; Elopiformes; Megalopidae. Gene Ontology annotation, molecular function: protein binding; histone H2AXY142 kinase activity. The record is from RefSeq and is a predicted model, not a curated record. Gene Ontology annotation, cellular component: WICH complex. Gene Ontology annotation, biological process: chromatin remodeling.
UUUGGGGUUGUACGGAAUGUUGCCGGUGGACUAGGAACUCCCGCCAUUUUUCAACCAGGACUUCAUCCUCUUGUUUGUUUUCAUACCUUUUCAGAAGCCCACCAAUACUUCUCUCUGUGCGCAUAGCAGAGGCCGUAGAUCCAAGACCAAGCACUUGCCUAACGGGGGAAGCCGAGUCAACAAAGACGGCACUGGAAGAGAAAGCGCGCCAGACCCCCCGACGAGCGCCUCCGCUCUCGCUGCUACUUGGAGAAUUCGCUGCUACAGUUUAGCCAGCUUACUACGCUGGAAGAGUCCAUCCCCGAAGUUCCUACGAUAUAGCACGUAUGAGCCGAGUUGGCUAAACUCUUAACAGUGGAUCGUAUCAAAAACUAGUUGGCUUGCUAGCUGACUGGGUAAGCGAACGUUACCGAGGACUAUGACACCACCUCCGGCUCCUCGAUCCACUGGAACAGGGAGGCGAUGUGACUAACCUUGUGUUAUGUUUUGCACCGAGGAUCAAGCAAGCUAGCUUGUGGCUACACGUUGAACGCUCUGGAAACGUGGGAAAUGCUUUGUAGUAUGAGCUGCUGGAGCACAUGUUAAGGCAAUUUCUCUAUUUUUGUGGAGUUUUUAUUGAAUAGGAGGUCUAUUUAUUAAGUCGUCAUCGCCUGCGUCUCGCUCUCACGAUGGCACCAUUGCUGGGCCGGAAACCCUACCCGCUGGUUAAGCCGCUAGCCGAGCCGCCAGGCCCAGGAGAAGAAGUCUACAUCAUCGAGCACACCAAAGAGGCCUUCAGGAACAAAGAAGAGUACGAAGCACGCCUGCAGAGGUACAGUGAGCGCAUCUGGACAUGCAAGAGCACAGGCAGCAACCAGCUCACGCACAAGGAGGCCUGGGAGGAGGAGCAGGAAGUCACCGAGCUGCUCCAGGAGGAGUACCCCUUUUGGUUUGAGAAACCAGUCCUGGAGAUGGUCCAUCACAACACUAUAUCUCUGGAUAAGUUAGUUGACCAGGCCUGGGUGGAGAUCCUCACCAAGUAUGCCGUGGACGAGGAGUGCGAUUUCCUGGUGGGGAAGGACAAGAGUCUCAGAGUUAAGGUGGUGAAGGUGCACCCAUUGGAGAGGCCUGAGGAGGAGCCUACGGAGAAGAAGCUGGAGGGGGCGUGCGACUCGCCCUCGAGUGACAAAGAGAAUGCUGCACAGGAGAACCAGAAGAAGGAGCCACCGCCCAAGGAAGAGGAGAGCAGGAGGGACAGUCUCUGUGACCGGGCACGUCGCUCACCCAGAAAGCUUCCCACUAGCCUGAAGGAGGAGAAGAAGAAAUGGGUGAUGCCAAAGUUCUUACCGCACAAAUAUGAUGUCAAACUGAUCAACGACGAAAAGGUCAUCAGCAACGUCCCUGCAGAUAGCCUCUUCCGUACAGAGCGUCCACCCAACAAAGAGAUAAUGCGCUAUUUCAUCAGACACAAUGCCUUACGGCUGGGUACAGGGGAGAGUGCCCCCUGGGUGGUGGAGGAUGAACUUGUGAAGAAGUACAAUCUACCCAGCAAAUUCAGUGACUUCCUGCUGGAUCCACACAAGUACAUGGCUGACAAUCCCUCCACCAAACGCAAGAGCCUGAGCUCACCAGAAGGAAAGCCCUCCAAAAAGCUGAAGACCGCUGAGGGGGCCGCGGAGGGGGAUGCGCUGAAUAAGAAAGGGGAGAAGAAGAAGCAGAAGAAGAGUCCUCUCAAUAUGCCGCUCAGUCCCACCAUCUGGGGCCAGAUGCAGGUGAAGAAGGUGAACGGUACCCCUCUGAAAGUGAAGAACGCCGGGACGCCGAAGGCCACGAAGGCUGAAGGAGAGGGGGACGGCAGUGCAGUUCUGGGGACGCCUGGUUUGCAGAAAAGUGCCAAGGCUAGCAAGAAACAAGGCGACAAGAAGCAGAAUGAAGCCAAAAAGAACAGGAAGAGUGGAGCUAAGAACCUCAAUGGCCAGAAGACCUCCAAGAAGGAUGAGAAGGGGGCUAAAAAGCCUAAGAUGAAGCAGAUGACCCUGCUGGAUAUGGCUAAGAGUGGCUCGCCUGCGACCCCGAAGAAGAGGUCCAGGAGCACGGGCUCCGGGACUCCCAAACUGGGGAAGCCCCUGCCACCUAUGGCUCUCCACCUGCUGCGCUACUACAAGGAGAACAAGGGCAGAGAGGACAAGAAGAACGCCCUGUCCUCUCUCCUCUCCAAGGCGGCCAAGGUCCUGACUGCCGAGGACCGGGGCCGGCUGCCUGAGGAGCUGCGGGACUUGGUGCAGAAGCGCUGGGAGCUCCUGGAGCACAAGAGGCGCUGGGCGGCCAUGAGCGAGGAGGAGAAGCAGGACGUGAUGCGCAAGAAGCGCGAGGAGAUCAAGGAGAAGCUGCGGGAGAGGGCCAAGGAGCGGCGCGAGAAGGAGAUGCUGGUCCGCCGCGAGCAGCAGCGCCGCUUCGAGGACCAGGAGCUGGAGGGCAAGAGCCUGCCCGCCUUCAAGCUGGUGGACAUGCCCGAGGGCCUGCCCAACGCCCUCUUCGGCGACAUCGCCAUGGUGGCCGACUUCCUCAACUGCUACUCCGGCCUGCUGAUGCCCGACGACCAGUACCCCAUCACCGCUGUGGCCCUGAUGGAGGCCCUGGCCGGGGAGAAGGCGGGCUUCCUGUACCUGAACCGGGUGCUGGUGAUCCUGCUGCAGACCCUCCUCCAGGACGAGCUGGCGGAGGGCUACAGCGAGCUGGACAUGCCGCUGUCCGAGAUCCCCCUCACCAUGCACUCCGUCUCGGAGCUGGUGCGCCUCUGCCUGCGGCCCUCGGACGCCCACGGCGAGGAGAGCGGCCAGGGCUCGGAGGGCUGGUCCCUGGGCGGCUACGACGACGCGGUGAGCGGCGAGUUCCUGGAGAAGCUGGAGACGGCGGAGGUGUUCGAGCUGACGCCGGAGGAGAAGGUGCGCCUGCUGGUGACGCUGUGCCACCGCAUCCUCAUGACCUACUCGGUGGAGGACCACGUGGACGCCAUGCAGCACCGCUCGGCCGAGCUGUGGAAGGAGCGCCUGGCCACGCUCAAGGAGGUCAACGACCGCAAGAGGGCCGAGAAGCAGCGCCGCAAGGAGGAGAUGGAGGCCAAGGGCGCCGCGGGGGGGUGGGUCAAGGUGGAGGGCGGGGGCGACGCCCCCCCGGUGUCCUCUGGGAAAAAGAAAGAAGGCAGCGGCAAGAAAGAAGCUGGCAAAGUGAAGGCGGAGCCAGCCCCGGCCGAGUCGGAGCCAGAGGACAUGAUCAGCAGCGUGAAGAGCAGGAGGCUGCAGGCCAUCCAGGCCAAGAAGGAGAAGGAGGAGCAGGAAAGGCAGAACAAGGAGCGCAUGGAGAAGGAGGCGGAGGAGGAGCGAAUACGGAAGCAGAAAGCUUCGGCAGAGCGGGCUUUCCAGGAAGGCAUCACCAAGGCCAAACUCGUCAUGAGGCGAGUCCCUCUGGGAACAGACCGAAACCACAACAGGUACUGGCUGUUCUCUGAUGUUGUGCCAGGCCUGUACAUAGAGAAAGGCUGGGCUCACGAGAGCAUCGACUACAGCUUCACCCUACCCCCUGAAGAGGAGGAGGAGGAGGAGGAAGAGAAGAAGGAAGAGACAGAUGCUGAGGGUGAGGAGGGUGAAAAGGAAGAGGACUGCUCUACAGAGGGAACAUUGGCUGAAGGAGGCCAGCAGGGGGCACUAGCAGCUCCAGAGACCAUUGAGACCACUGUUCCAAAACUGGGACAAAACCUCUGGUGUAUUUGCGACACCCCACGGGAUCUGGAGGAGCUGGUGGAAAGUUUACACCCGCAAGGUGUGCGAGAGAGCGAGCUGAAGAGCCGAUUGCAGUACAGGUACCAGGAUAUCUUGCACUCUGUCCACCUGGCACGCAAGCCCAACCUCGGCCUGAAGACAUGCGACGGCCACCAGGAGCUGCUGAAGUACCUGCGCAGUGACAUCCUAGAGGUGGCCUCACGCCUGCAGAAGGGUGGGCUGGGAUACAUGGAUGACAUAUCAGAGUUUGAGGAAAGGGUACGCUCCCUGGAGAACCUGAAAGAUUUUGGAGAAUGCGUCAUUACCCUCCAGGAGAGCGUGAUCAAGAAGUUCCUGCAGGGCUUCAUGGCCCCCAAGCAGAAGAAGAAGAAGAAAGUGGGAGGGGAGGAGAGCAGCAAGGCGGAAGAGGUGGACGAGGAGCGGAGGCUGGCGGAAGAGGCCAGGGUGGCGACAGCAGUGGAGAAAUGGAAAAGUGCGAUCCGUGAAGCGCAGACUUUCUCCCGCAUGCAUGUGCUCCUGGGAAUGCUGGAUGCCUGCAUCAAGUGGGACAUGUCUGCGGAGAACGCACGCUGCAAGGUGUGCCGCAAGAAGGGGGAAGAUGACAAGCUGAUACUGUGUGAUGAGUGUAAUAAGGCCUUCCACCUGUUCUGCCUGCGGCCGGCGCUCUACUCCAUCCCAGACGGAGAGUGGCUGUGCCCUGCCUGCCAGCCAGCUGUGGCACGCCGCUGCUCUCGAGGAAGGAACUAUAAUGAGGACACAGAUGAAGAGGAAGACUCCGAGGACGAAGAGCAGAGUUCUGAGGAGGAGAUGGAGGAGGAUGAAGAGGAGAGCGAGUUCCUGUGUGUCGGACACAGUUUGAGGCCGAGGAGGGCUGCCAAAGGUAAACAGCUGUCGUCGCGCUCAAAAGCGAGCAGUAAGACGGCCUCCAAGAAGCACUCCCAGCACAGCUCCAGGGGCAGCAGACAGAGGGCCGCUCCCAGCAGCCCGGCCGACAUCGACGAGCUGGUGCGUCAGAGCUCCAGGACCGGGAUGCGCAGACAGGCGCUGGAGCUGGAGAAAUGCGAGGAGAUUCUGCAAAAGCUUGUCAAGUUCCGCUCCAGCUGGCCCUUCAGAGAGCCAGUGUCUCUAGAGGAGGCGGAGGACUACCUGGAAAUCAUAUCCCAGCCGAUGGACUUCCGGACCAUGCUGCGCAAGUUUGCGGACGGCCAGUACCGGCACGCCAACGACUUUGUGGAGGACGUGAAGCUGGUGUUCUCCAACGCGGAAGAGUACAACCAGCCCGGCAGUGCUGUGCUCUCCUGCCUGGCCAAAACUGAGCAGAGCUUCGUGGACCUGCUCCACAAGCUGCUGCCGGGCCUCAGCUACCUCCGGCGCCGCCACCGCAAACGGGCCAGCCAGAACCACAGCAAGGCCGAGGAGGAGAGCGAGGAAGAGGAGCAGGAGGAAGAGGAGGCGGAGGAGCGGCACAAAACGCGGAAUGGCAAGGCGAGUAGGACCAGGAAAGCGGUGGAGGAGGAGGAGGACGACGACGAAGAGGAGGAAGGGAGGGGAAUGAAGACCAGGCGGAGCAGACGCAACGGCUCCUCCCGGCGGAGGUACGGGGAGGAGAGCGGGAGCGAGGAGGACGAGGACAGCGUGCGGAGGAAGAGCAAGCGCGCGGCUGCCGUGUCCAGCCGGAAGGAUUACCGGGAGCAGGAGAGUGACAGCGGGGAGGAGCUGGACAGCAGGAGAACUCGGCAUCGCAGGGGGAGGGGGGCCGAGGCCGAGGGCAGCGACGAGGACAGGCCCGGCCUGCGACAUUCCAAACGGCAAAAACGCUCCGUAUGAGGGCUUUUCAUCCCCUUUUUUCAAAUUCUGCCCUGAUAUCCCAAAUCCAUACCCCCCCAGACUGGACUCUCCAUUGUAUCGUUUUUGUUUUUAUGUUCAUAUGUAAGGGGAGGGGGAUAAAAAAAAAAAAAAACUGAUUUAUAUUUGUAACAUGUUUAUUAUCAGUGAUGUUUUUCAACCAAGAAAUUUACAGAUAUAAGGCAAUUUUUUGAGCUCUUAUAGAAUUUUAUUUGAAAAAUCUUCCCCCCCAAAGUGAUUUCAUAUCACGGUGUUGAAAAUGGACUAAUCUGUAAUUGAGUUGUCUUGCUCCCACCAGCGUUUGAUUUUGAUGACUUUGUUUAGAAGUGUGGAAAGUUAUGGGGAUGAGGAAGGCAAAAUGGGGGGGGAGGGUGAAGGACGAGGGGGUAGCAGGAGAGCAUGGGAAUGGGCUUUAGCAGCUGUGUGGGGAGAGAUCUGGCAGCUGUGAGGUAAACUGUGGCACUCUUUACUUUAUCUGCCAUGUGAAACUGGAGUUGGCGUCUCUUGGAUCCAGCAGUGAUGGGUCCCAUGUGAAGGCAUGGCAUGCACACCCGUGGCUCACGGCUGCUCUGUGCGCACUGUGGGGGUGGGGGGGGGGUGGGGCGUCUCUGCUCCCCCCGUUCACACACAGGGAUCACCCCCCAAAUCUGCCGUCAGUGUUCUGGGGAAUGAACGCACAGCCCAACUGGCGGCCUCAAACGCGCUGCUCUUUGAGAUUUCUUUUCAUGUGCACAUGCAUGUCUCUGUUUAUCAGCACUAUAGAAUCUGCAGUGUUUCAACAAUAAAAAAAAAAAGAAUUAAAAAUGCCAAGCCCAGUUUUUCUCAACAAAAAUUUUAAAAUCUGACCUGUCUGUCUUAGGUGCAUUAGUCACUGUGGAAUGAAGUGUACUUCUGAAACAGUGGCCAUCUCUGGAUCAAGAUGUCAACUUAAUUUAACGCUAGUUUUUUGCCAGUAAAUCCAAAUUAAGAUAAAACCCCUGUCAGCAGCGAUGAAUAUUAUGUCGAGUUCUGGUGUACCCAUUUUGGAUCUAGAAGUGGCUGUGUAAUCUGUGUUGUAUAUUUUGUUUUUUGUACAUUUAUAGAAACCAUGGGUCCACAUAUUCUAAUGCAACUUCCUUUGGAGGGUUAACAGAGCAGUAUUAGAAGGGUAAAAGCCAUGCUCAAUUCUGAGCAGCAGCCUCUGUACAGCGAGAUUUUUUUUUUUUACCUUAUUUAUUUUGAAGGUAAUGGCUAAAGCUUUGCAGUGGACAAACUGGAUGGAAAUGUUUUUGUAUAAAGCAGCAUAAUAUCAGACGUGAAUAGCACUAGGAUGAAGAUCCAUUUUUUGUUUUCUUGUUUUUGUCCCACAUCUUUGCACAUUUAAGCUGAACUUUGUUUCAAUGCAGGGUAUGAAGCUUGGAACGGGAUUUUAUACUGACAAGAAAGUGGAGGUAAAUGGUUAAUAUUUGUUAGUUACCAUUAUGUUGAUUGGGCAAUGGGUGUAAAUGUUUUGAGGCCCAGGAGCCCACAUCACCACUUUCUGCCUGUUGCCUCCUUUUGGAAGAUUGGAGAGGUGUUUUUUUUUUAACAUUAAAUCAUGUGGUCAAAAUCGAUAAAGCCAAUGUUGCUGACCCUUUGCUCUUUCAAGUACAAAACAAUAAACAUGGAAUAUAAUUUUCAAUGGUUAUGGUCUAUUAAAAAGACUGCAUGCCUGUUGCAAUGGAAAAGUGCUUACUUUUUUUCUUUUUUUUACGUAUUUAUAAAUAUGGCUGUGCUGGAAACUUGUGCUUAAUACAUCACCUGUCUGUUUUAGUACUGUGCUUUUAAAGUUGAUUUAACCUGUGCAACCUGGCAUCUCUAUAUGCUAUCUGCUCUUAAUACCUGCAGUACAUUGUUCACCAGCAGGUGUCGCUCUAGUUCUUUUAACAGCCUUGAGGCAAAAGCCAUGAGUGGAGACGGCUGGGUGCAUUUGUCUCCACGUGGGAGGGGUCCUCUUCACUCAUGGUCUCCUUUUGCCCUUUACCGUCUCGCAGUGACCACAAGCAGGGGCAAGACUGGGUGGGAGGAACAAGCGCCCCUUUCUUUGGUGUUACACCGCCGUAAACAUGGCUCAGAUUGGCAGUCUAAAUUUGUGAAUUGGUGGCGCCAUUUUCUCCCCUGGGAUGUUUGUUUGCAGUGAAUGCCUUGAAUGCAAAGAGCUCUUUUGUUAAUACAGAAAAGUGGAGUGUGUUUUACAGGGGGCCGUAUUGGUUUCCUCAGCGCGAUGGGAUGUGUGUGUGUGUCUCCUGUCCUGUCCUGCCCUGCAUUGUAUAGAGCAUAUUAGAAGACAUGUUGGUGAGGCUGGUCCUGGAACAGGGAUACUGGAAUCACCAACCCUCUCCUCCCCAGUGGUUGUGUGUGUAUAUACACUGUAUCUGAAGAGCUCUUCCUAUAGUGGUCAUGCUUUUCUGUCCUUUUCGAUGGCGGCAUUGUGAAUUUUUUUUUUUUUUUCCUUUCCUUUCCUAAAAUUCAAUUGAGAAUCUUAAUUCUUGCAAGGGACUGAGAAUUGCUACUUGCAGCUGGAUCCAAACUAGCGAACAGUGGAAUUAAAAGGCUCCUGAUGUCUGCCCCACCCAUUUAUAGACCAGAUCUCAGUAUUGUAAAUGCUUUCUUUCUUUGUUUAUGAAGACUAAAGGUCUCUGCCAGCUCUCUUUUUUUAGAGGUUCAAAACGGGUAGGGAUGGACAUUGGU